This is a messenger RNA of Parus major (Great Tit), 4261 nucleotides long. RefSeq names its product contactin 6 (gene CNTN6). Bases 612 to 3728 code for a protein of 1038 amino acids. The transcript is spliced from 23 exons. NCBI's taxonomy places the organism in Eukaryota, Metazoa, Chordata, Aves, Passeriformes, Paridae. Gene Ontology annotation, biological process: cell-cell adhesion; brain development. The record is from RefSeq and is a predicted model, not a curated record. Gene Ontology annotation, molecular function: cell-cell adhesion mediator activity.
AACAAAACUAUUCCCUCUCCUGUUCUAAACCUAAACCCGUGCAGUGACCCAGUUUUUGAGGAGAGAGGUUUGUGAUUACCUGACAGGAGCUCAUAUUUGUACGAGAGGAACAGCAAGAGCACAUUUAAUCUUUCAUGCUCCGCUCUGACAGCUGCGCUUUCGCUCGCUCAGCUUUCUUGAAGGAUGAGCGAGGCAGAGCUAAUUUUUAUACAUCCCAAAUUUCCAGACAGGGAUAUGCACAAACUGUAGGAGCUGUUUAUCUGAUUGAGGCACUAAUUGUGUGGGUCCUAGCUGGAGCAGCGCGGGGAAGGCAGCGCAUUUCACGCUUAAUACCAGGGAAGAGACACGCAAUGCUCAGUGGAUAAAAGACUCGUGGUCCCAGCUGGGAAAACAGUUCCAUUAUCUCCCAGCUGCAUAGACCUUCCAUACGGCUCCGUUCUGCCUCGCUGAACACUCUGCCUUGCUGAGAGCUCCAAACAGUCCUGCAGAAAAUUGUGGAGAUCCUGAGACAUCUCCCUGCUCGGAGCUAAUAUCCAGGUAGUCACAGGAAGACACACUUUACUUUCUUCCACUGAUUGGAUGGGAGGAAUUUUUGACCUUGGAAAGUGGAGAUGGUGUUGCUAUGGAAACUAAUAAGUCUGCUGCCAUUCAUGAGCUGCAGCACAGGGGAAGAAACCCUUCAUGGGCCUAUUUUUAUCCAAGAGCCAUAUGAUAUCACUUAUUCCAUGGGCUCAGCAAAUCCAGAGAUCCUCCUGAACUGCACAGCUAAAGGAUAUCCACUGCCAUACUACAGGUGGAAGCAAAAUGGCACAGAUAUUGAUCUUACCAUGAGUUAUCACUACAGGUUGGUUGGAGGCAGCUUGGCAAUCAAUAACCCACAUAAAAAUCAGGAUAUUGGAACAUACCAGUGUUUGGCCACAAAUUCAUUUGGAACAAUUCUGAGCAGGAAGGCAAAGCUUCAAUUUGCAUACCUGGAGAACUUCGAGACGAGAGCGAGGAGCCCGGUGUCGGUGAGAGAGGGACAAGGAGUGGUCCUGCUCUGUGGAACUCCUCCCCACCAUGGAGCCUUGUCCUACACCUGGAUCUUCAACAAUAACACCCUGGACCUUCGGGAAGACAGCCGGCGCUUUGUUUCCCAGGCAACAGGAAACCUGUACCUGGCCAAGGUGGAGCCGUGGGAUGUUGGGAAUUACACCUGUGCCGUGAGCAGUGCCCAGGCUCAGCGCCAGGUCUGGGGGUCUCCCACUGCCCUCACCCUCCGAGGAGAUGGUGCGAUGGGGGAGUAUGAGCCAAAGAUUGAGGUGCGCUUCCCAGAAACAACCUACGCGGCAAAGGGCUCCUCCGUCAGACUGGAAUGCUUCGCCCUGGGAAAUCCUGUGCCAAGUAUUAGCUGGAAGAGGUCUGAUGGAAGCCCCUUGGCAAAGAAAAUCCAGCACAAGACUGGAGGAGUUCUUGAAAUCCCCAACGUUGAGGAGGAAGAUGAAGGUUCCUAUGAGUGCAUCGCAGGAAACACUCGAGGAAUAAACAUUGCAAGAGGUCAAUUAUUUGUCUAUGCACCCCCUGAAUGGGAUAAAAAAAUCCAAAAUGCCUUUCUGUCUCUCUAUGACAGUUUAUUUUGGGAAUGUAAGGCAAGAGGAACACCAAGUCCUUCCUAUAGCUGGUUAAAAAAUGGCCAGCCCCUCAUGUCAGAGGAAAGAAUUCAAAUAGAAAAUGGGACUCUCCUCAUCCCCAUGCUGAAUCUGUCAGACUCAGGCCUCUAUCAGUGCGUGGCAGAAAAUAAAUAUGACACCAUUUAUGCCAAUGCUGAGCUGAGGGUGAUCGCUGCAGCCCCUGAUUUUUCCAGAAAUCCUGUGAAGAAGCUGUCUGUUGUUCAGGUUGGAGGGGAAGUUACAAUUGGUUGUAAACCCAGUGCUUCUCCCAGAGCUGUUGUUUCCUGGAGAAAGGGCUCGGAGGUUCUGCGCCAGAACAAAAGGGUGAUGCUCCUGGAGGAUGGCAGCCUCAGGAUCUCCAACACCUCCAAGGCGGAUGCUGGGGUUUACAUUUGUGUAGCCACAAACCAGUUUGGAACAGCCAGGAACUCAGGGAACCUGAUUGUGAAAGAAAGGACUGUCAUCACCAUUCCUCCCUCUGACACAGACGCAACAGUUGGAGAGAGCAUUGUCCUGCCCUGCCAGGUGUCCCACGACCCCUCCCUGGACCUGGUGUUCUGGUGGUCAUUCAAUGGCCAGAGAAUUGAUCUGAGCAGAGGAAUCCAUCACUUUGAAAGGAUUGGAAGAGAAUCUGCUGGUGAUUUGAUGAUAAGAAAUAUUCAGCUGCAUCAUUCUGGGAAAUAUGUGUGCAUGGUGCAAACUUCUUUAGACAGUCAAUCUGCAGCAGCAGAUAUAAUUGUGAGAGGCCCCCCAGGUCCACCAGAAGAUGUUAAAGUUGAACAUGUUUCUAGCACGACUGCUGGCUUAUCCUGGAAGCCUGGAGUAGAUAACAACAGCCCAGUGCAGAUCUACAGUGUCCAGACCAGGACUCCCUUCUCGGUGGGAUGGCAGGCGGUGGCCACAGCUCCCGAGGUCAUUAACGGGAGGACUCUCAAGGCCACAGUGGUGGAUUUAAGCCCCUGGGUUGAGUACGAGUUCCGGGUGGUUGCCAGCAACAGCGUUGGGAUUGGGGAGCCGAGCAGGCCAUCGGCUCUCCUGAGAACCAAAGCAGCAGUCCCUGUGGUGGCACCUACGAACAUCAGCGGAGGAGGAGGGAGCCGCUCCGAGCUGGUCAUCACCUGGGAGCCAGUGUCAGAAGAACUCCAAAACGGGGAAGGUUUUGGCUACAUCGUCAUGUUCCGUCCCCUGGGCUCAACAACCUGGACCAAAGCUGUGGUGGCCUCGGUGGAAUCCAGCAAAUACAUUUACAGGAAUGAGAGCAUCACACCCCUCUCUCCUUUCGAGGUGAAAGUUGGUGUCUACAACAACGAAGGAGAAGGGACCCUGAGCUCCAUUUCCAUCAUCUACUCGGGAGAGGAUGAGCCACAGAUGGCCCCGGCGGGCGCCUCGGCGCUGAGCGUGUCGGCGGCGGCGGUGGAAGUGUCCUGGCUGCCCAUCCCCUGGAACCGGCACACGGGAAGGGUGCUGGGCUACGAGGUUUUAUAUUGGAUAGAUGAUCCCAAGGAAAGCACAGCUGGGAAGGUCAGAGUCAGUGGGAAUGUGACAGCCAAAAACAUCACGGGCCUGAGAGCUAACACGGUGUAUUUUGCAACAGUCCGUGCCUACAACACUGCGGGGACGGGGCCCUCCAGCACCCCGGUGAAUGUCACCACCAAAAAAUCCCCACCAAGUCAACCUCCAGCAAACAUCGCCUGGAAGCUGACAAAUUCCAAAAUCUGCCUGAACUGGGAGCAUGUGAAAACAAUGGAGAAUGAGUCUGAGGUGUUGGGCUACAAAAUUCUGUACAGACAGAACAGGCACAGCAAAGCCCAUAUCCUGGAGACAAACAACACUUCAGCUGAACUUCUGGUCCCGUUUGAAGAAGAUUAUCUCAUCGAGAUAAGAACCGUUAGUGAUGGUGGCGAUGGCAGCAGCAGUGAGGAAAUUAGGAUUCCAAAAAUAUCGAGUUUGAGCUCUGGAGCAAUGAAAUUAUCCCAAAGGAUAAGCCACACAUUGACAUCUGGAAUCCUGCUGUUGAGUUCUGUUCUUCUAAACCCUUUUCCUUGCUGGUUCAAGCAAUGCUCAGCCGUGGACUUUUAAAAAUAAAAAAGUGUAGAUUUUAUCUUAAUUCUUCACCAUAACCAACAUUCCUGAGAAAAAGCAACACUGGGGAGGGGGAGGGAGGUAGAAGUGGUGUGUCAUUAAGAAAAUAUUAGGUAUCAAUAUUCCAUGAAUUUUUAAAAAUGGGCUUGGAAAUGAAGGGAUAAAUCAGCGCGCAUUAAUUAGAGGGAGUGGUGCCAAACCUAAUUUGGGAUUGACACGUGGGUGGUCUCAAAUGUUUUUUCCAAGUAGUUGUUAUUGGAACAGCAUUUUAAUGGAAUGUCAACCUGUGCAAGCUGAUGCCAUGGAGGGGAGAAGAGAUUUAAAACUCUUGUGAUGUGGAUAUUAUUUAUCUCAUGUUCUUCAAUGUAUCCUGUUAAAAAAACCCACUUUCAAUUAAAUAAAGGAUAUUUGUUUACUUUUUGCACUUGUCUGCAUUAGGAGAGGUGUCAUAAAACACAUUAUUUGAAGUGCUCUGUUCUAUUUGCUGCAGAAAAGGGGAACUCAAAUAAAAGGAGUCUCCUACAGACCAA